This is a messenger RNA of Alternaria arborescens, 1704 nucleotides long. RefSeq lists its product as hypothetical. Gene Ontology annotation, biological process: regulation of DNA double-strand break processing. The record is from RefSeq and is a predicted model, not a curated record. Gene Ontology annotation, molecular function: protein binding. Lineage: Eukaryota; Fungi; Ascomycota; Dothideomycetes; Pleosporales; Pleosporaceae. The coding region runs from base 1 to 1704 and encodes 567 amino acids. The transcript has a single exon. Gene Ontology annotation, cellular component: nucleus; site of double-strand break.
AUGGAUUUCUCCGCAGACGAUGAACAAGCUCUCAAGCAAUAUCUCCCCAGUGAGUUUGGGAAGAAGGAUGGCUCCGUAAACGUAGAGGCGCAAAUCGAGCGCGCCCGAAGGCCAGUGGUCGAUGAAAGCAAACAGGCGAAGAAAGAGGCCGGUUCCGACGACGACAAGGAUUCCGACGACGAUGACAGUGAUAUGAGCGAUGAGGAGGACGAAUACCCCGUUUCUCACGAAUUAAUCAUCAAGACCCACGACCGCGCAGUCACGACGAUUGCGCUCGAUGCAUCUGGAACACGGCUGGUGACCGGAGGAAACGACUGCACACUCAAGCUGCACGACCUCAGUGCGCUCACGCCGAGUACCAUCCGCGCAUUCAAGACGGUAGAUCCCUUCACGACAAAACCCUCUCAAACCGCAGAAUCGCAUUCGAUACACCAAGUCUUGUUCGGCCCACACUCUGGAGGCCAAUUCCUAUGCAUUACCGCGACUUCACAAGCAAGACUGUUCAGCAGGGAUGGAGAACUUAUAUCGGAGUUUGUCAAGGGCGACAUGUAUUUGAGAGACAAGCACAACACAAAAGGACACACAGCCGAAAUUACGAGCGGCGCAUGGCAUCCAACGAAUCGCGAUCGUUUUGCUACAGCAGGCACAGACAGCACAGUGCGGAUAUGGGACGUGAACAAGAGGAUGAAGCAGGAAGAAGUUAUCGUACACAAAUCGAGAGCUUCCGGUAGCGCAGGCAUGACAAGGAUGACGGCCAUCGCAUGGGGUGCGGCGGCCGAGGGAGGAAGCAGUAUGCUUGUGUCAGCAGCACUAGACGGAAGUCUGGUCAUGUGGGGUGGUGAAGGUCCAUACCACCGACCAACAGCAGAAAUUAAAGAAGCACAUGCGAGGGAUACUUGGACAAGUGGGCUGGAUAUCAGCGCAGAUGGCAGGCUGGUCAUUACAAGAGGAGGAGACGACACGAUCAAGUUGUGGGAUACCAGGAAGUUCAAGACGCCUCUUAACACCACAUCACAUCCGUCAACGUCUUCGCAAUAUCCGACAUCGAACAUUAAGUUUGCGCCCAACUCGCAGAGCAUAGUCACAGGAUCAGAGACUGGCCACCUCCACAUCCUCAACCCUGCAACUCUUCGCCCAGAGCUUGUUACACCAGUAACUCCAGGGUCUCCUUUAAUCACAGUCAACUGGCAUCCCAGGCUCAACCAGAUUCUCACAGGUUCAGCCAGCGGUCAGACAACAAUCCUCUUCAAUCCCAAGCUCUCCAACGCUGGCGCUCUCACAAUCCUCAGCAAGGCACCUAAGAAGCGGCAUCUCGAUGAUGACCCAUCUCUCACUGUAGAUAUGGAUCCUCUCGGAAUGGCUGGUGAAGCACAUGAUCCUUCUGGCAACGCAGCCUCAUUCUCAGCGCGCCAUCCCACGAUUGGUCUCACAGCAUCCGGCAAAAGCAGAGAUCCACGGAGACCGCAUAUCCCAGCUACGACGCCUUUUGCAAAGUCAACGCCUGAUCAGAAGUAUGUCAUGGAGCAGAUCGAAGGCAGUGAUAUGAGAGACGAGGACCCUCGGGAGGCGCUACUCAAGUAUGCGCUGAAAGAGGGAGAGAAGGCUGUCUUUACAGGUGCGUGGGAAAAGACUCAACCAGUUGGAAUCUACAAGGAUUACGACAGUGAAGAGGAUGAGAGGGAGAAGAAGAAGGCAAGGCGAUAG